CAUAAACUCCAGAGAGAGCAGAGAUAUACUAGCACUACGGUCAUCACUUUUUUUUUCUCUCUCUCUGAUUGGAUGAAACGCAAUCUAUUAUUAUGAAUUUGCCGCAGCCCUCCAGCAAAAAGGGCUAGUCUAGCAGGCUUACAGUGUAAAAUCUACAUCUGGGCUGAAAAUGAAUUGUACAAGAGUUCUCCAUGCCUUUGGUAGUCACCCCCAGCCCGCUGUGAUGCCAGUUGACCUCGCCAUGUGUCUGAGCCUCAGUCAGCGCCAGCCUCUUUAUCAACUGCUGUCCAUGUCUCCUCUGCAACCCACACAGCGUCAUUGUCAGCCAACUGACUGUCUGCCGAGGGCGAGCCUUCACUCUCCAUAUCCCUCCUCAACUUUGUCCUCAUCGCUGCGCUGCUCCCCCGUGCCCUCAGAACCUCGGAGCUGUUUCCGCAGGGACAGCGGCAGUCUGAACAAAAAGCGCGUGGUGUUUGCAGACACAAAGGGAUUGGCGCUCACUGCCGUGCGCCUGUUUGUGCCUGAGCCCUCUCCUACCACUUCUACUCUGGUUCUCAAACCCUCGCCGGCCAAACUGCAAGGCCAGCAGUCAACCUCAGACAAACUGCAGCGCUACAAGUUGCGGCUGGGUUUCCCUCAGCCGACACUGGACUUUAAAACCUUCCUUGCACGUCUGAGAGAGUUGCAUGUACAGCUGGAAAGCUGUAACAUUUCAGAACACUCCCUGAGUGGGAAAGUGCGUGUCUCCCAUGUCAGUACUGAGAGAGCUGUGCAUAUAAGGGUGACCUUUGACUCUUGGCGGAGCCAUCAUGACAUUCCUUGCACGUUCUUGCAGCAGCAGCACUGUGGGGGCUCUGAUAUGGGUGUUUUUGCCUUUGAUUUCAGCUUACCCCAGAAAAUAGAUCCAAAGGAGAGAAUCGAGUUUUGUGUGUCCUUCAGGCCAGGACCUGGUGCAAUGCCACACUGGGACAACAACAGAGGGCAGAAUUACAGGGUGUGCAUGGGAAAAGAUGCAUCAAAUGCUUACCAAGGUGGAGCUAACCAUUGUUACCCCACACUAUCAACACAUCGGCCACCAUCGUGGCCUUCACACGUAUCCCUCAGUAUGCAGAACUCUGCUGAUUUGCAGUGUCUUGAGAGGAGUUUAUUAAGCAGAUUCAGAGCAGAGUGUAAAACUCUGUGUUUAACUAAGUAGACCAGUGAAAUUAGCCAAUAUGUUCUCAACAGAUGUAUGAGGAUAAAUAAUGCGAAUAUAUUAAUUAACAAAUAUUUCAAAGAGAGUGACAGCUUUUAGGGAUGUAUGAACUUUCUCAGAUCUCAGUGUUAAAUGGUCUAAAGCCUACUGUUUAAAAAAGAAUUCACCCAACUGAGCUGAACUACCCUGCUGAAAUGUG
Xiphias gladius (swordfish) is the source of this 1394-nucleotide messenger RNA. RefSeq lists its product as uncharacterized. The record is from RefSeq and is a predicted model, not a curated record. Gene Ontology annotation, molecular function: protein phosphatase 1 binding; glycogen binding. NCBI's taxonomy places the organism in Eukaryota, Metazoa, Chordata, Actinopteri, Istiophoriformes, Xiphiidae. Bases 170 to 1195 code for a protein of 341 amino acids. Gene Ontology annotation, biological process: regulation of glycogen biosynthetic process. The transcript has 3 exons. Gene Ontology annotation, cellular component: protein phosphatase type 1 complex.